AUGGCACCGCGAAUGAUGAAAGCAGCAAGGCUCUACCCGGCCACAAAGGAAGUGAAAAUAGACCGAAUUCCAGUCCCCAAUAUUGUUGCGAAUGAAGUGCUUGUUCGCAUCGCAUCGGCGUCACUAUGUCACUCGGAGAUUAUGCUCAUGAACGGCGAGUUCCCAGGGUCUUCAGAUCCAAUUGUACUAGGUCAUGAGGGCGUCGGGACUGUCGAGAAAGUGGGAGCAGAUGUCAAUGGAUUCAAAGAGGGCGAUCGUAUUGGUUUUCUCCCUACCAAGGACUGUUGCUUCGAAUGUGAAGGAUGUCAGGUCCACAACGUAAGCUGCAUAUACGGCAAGGCCAAGUUGCACGGCUUCCUCACGGACGGCUUCUUUGCCGAAUAUGCGGCAAUCGACUAUCGCAACUGCAUCAUCCUCCCUGAGUCCAUGAGUCUGAAGACAUCUUCACCCAUUUUCUGUGCGGGAGUUACUGCACACAACGGCGUGGCCUCGUGCGAAUGCAAGCCGGGAGACUGGAUGGCUAUAGUCGGCUGUGGCGGCCUGGGCCAGCUGGGAAUUCAAUACGCCAAAGCCAUGGGUUUAAAUGUCAUCGGGAUCGACGUCAACGACAGCAUCCUUGAGGUUGCCAAAGAGUUGGGGGCCGAUGUGACAUUCAACGCUAUGGAGGACAAGAACUAUGUGGAGGAGCUAAAAAAGGUGACCAACGGUGGCUGCCAUGCGGCAGUUGUAUUCAGCGCUGCAUCUGCGGCAUAUGAGGGCACCCCACCGAUCCUGCGCGUCAAUGGACUGAUGAUGAUCGUUGGAUUGCCUCCAAAACCUAUCCAGGUCAGUACGCAUGCUCUCAUGCUGGGCCAGUAUCGCAUCAAGGCCGAAACGACGGGGCCGCCCUUCAAACUUCCAAAGGCCAUUGACUUCACGGCUAAGUAUAACAUCAAAACGAGAGUGGAGUUUUACGACUUGGAGGACAUCAAUACCAUGAUCGAUAAUAUGAAGGCUGGAAAGGUGUCGAAGAGAAUGGCCGUGAUACUCGACCCGGAUGCGAAAUAA
Molecule: messenger RNA, 1047 nt
Organism: Cladophialophora psammophila CBS 110553
Lineage: Eukaryota; Fungi; Ascomycota; Eurotiomycetes; Chaetothyriales; Herpotrichiellaceae
Exons: 3
Coding region: 1-1047 (348 amino acids)
Molecular function (GO): oxidoreductase activity; zinc ion binding
Source: RefSeq, a predicted model, not a curated record